Molecule: messenger RNA, 921 nt
Organism: Opisthocomus hoazin
Lineage: Eukaryota; Metazoa; Chordata; Aves; Opisthocomiformes; Opisthocomidae
Gene: MYOD1
Product: myogenic differentiation 1
Biological process (GO): skeletal muscle cell differentiation; positive regulation of skeletal muscle fiber development; muscle organ development
Molecular function (GO): RNA polymerase II cis-regulatory region sequence-specific DNA binding; protein dimerization activity; DNA-binding transcription factor activity, RNA polymerase II-specific
Source: RefSeq, a predicted model, not a curated record
CGCCAUCCGCUACAUCGAGAGCCGGCAGGCGCUGCUGCGGGAGCAGGAGGACGCUUACUACCCCGUGCUGGAGCACUACAGUGGGGAGUCAGAUGCCUCCAGCCCCCGCUCCAACUGCUCCGAUGGCAUGAUGGAGUACAGCGGGCCUCCUUGCAGCUCUCACAGAAGAAACAGCUACGACAGCAGCUACUACACCGAAUCACCAAAUGAUCCAAAGCAUGGGAAGAGUUCUGUUGUUUCCAGCCUCGAUUGCCUCUCGAGCAUUGUAGAGAGGAUUUCCACAGAUAACUCCACAUGUCCUGUACUGCCACCAGUGGAAACUGUUGCUGAAGGGAGUCCUUGUUCCCCUCCAGAAGGAGUGAGUCUGAAUGACAACGGAGCCCAAAUUCCUUCCCCCACCAACUGCGCCCCACUUCCCCAGGAUAACAGCAGCAGCAGCAGCAACCCUAUCUACCAAGUGCUAUGAAGGCAGGUCCAGCUGGACUGCACUGAAGACAAAUUGCUCCAUUCAGCCAAGCUCCGAGACCUGCCUUCUAAGACUGAAAAGACUUCUUAAGACUUCUUCCAGUUCUAAAAUAUCACUCAAAAUUCCUUCAAAUAUAUAACUUUUCAAACCUGUAUUACUUCAAAAUCCACCUAGUUAUUUAUUGGUUGUUAAACUAAAGUUAUUUAAUAUGUCUAGAUAUAAAAUUGUAUACCUUGAAAUGGCCAACAUUUAAUCUGGGCUUGGGGAAUAGGAACCUGGCUGUUGAAUGUGGAGGAGAAUAGAAAUCUGCAACAGGAGUGGCAUGACCGAUCCUUCCUAUUACUCCUGUUCUGGCCAAAAUAAGGUUGUGGACCAUUUUUUAUAAAACUUUUUGUAUAACUGUAAAUAAGAGUUGCUUUGCAAAAAAAAGGGAAAAAGAGGAAAAAGAAAGAAAA